CCUAUGGGACGGACCAAACUCAGACAUCUGGAAACUUUUGAAACUAGAGUUAAGUUUCCCAGAUGGAAAAAUACAUGAAGUCAAAAGGUUGAGAAUCAGGAAAGAAGACAACCAAAAUGGGGGAAGAGAAGCACAGCGGAGAACAGUGAAGAAGGCUUCUUGAAAUGUUGAAACGAUUCUCCUCCUGAAGAGGACCUGGAAAGGAAGAGGAAAACAAAGGGAUUUGCAAGUUUGGGAAUACAAAACGGACCAUAACAGCAACAACAGGCAGGACGGAAACACAUCCUCAAGGAUGUCAGCAUCUCGCAAAUGUUUGUGCUGCAUCAAAUAUGUGAUGUUUGUUUUUAACCUCAUCUUCUGGCUGGGAGGAUGUGGAUUGUUUGGUGUUGGAGUCUGGCUGUCCUUCACCCAGUCCGAGUUUUCAUCUCUUCCUCUAUCCUUCCCGUCACUCUCGGCAGCCAACUUGCUGCUGGUCGCUGGCGGAAUCACCAUGGUAACGGGCUUUCUCGGCUGUCUCGGGGCUCUUAAGGAGCAACGCUGGCUGUUGUUCGUGUUCUUUGUGAUCCUGUUGAUCCUUGUCCUGACAGAAGUUGCUCUCAUACUGGUCAUACAUAUCUUUCGAGAUCAGCUGGAUUCCAAAGCACAAGGUGAAUUAAAGGAGGGGAUGAAAAGUUAUGAAUCAGAAGUUGGGUUGAAAAAAUCUUGGGAUAAUGUCCAAAAAAUGUUCAAAUGUUGCGGCGUGACGAAUAAAACCGACUGGUAUGAAGUACUCAAUGGAACCCUGCCUUCGUCCUGCUGCUCCGUCGGGAUUGACCAAUGCACUGAUGGAUGGAGUGAGCCUUGUUACCAAAAGGCCAGGCAGUGGCUUCUGGAUAACAUUCCAUCGGUUCUGGUGUUUGGCGUGUGUAUUGGCGUCGUGCAGAUCUUGGCCCUGGUGUUCUCCAUGCUGAUGUACUGCCAAAUCAUGUGUGCUGAGAAGUAUUUGGACUGAGUGUGGGAUUGCUGAUAAUGGUGGGGCACCAUUCAAAAUGCCAAAUUACGGUUCCACUGCCAAACUGACACACGCGGCAGUAGUAGUAACAUUGUGCCCUGUUAUUGGAAAAUGACUUGGGGGGGGGGCAAGUCAUUUCAUUUUCCACAAAAGCAAACUCACAAGAAUGAAGUCAGUUAUCCACAUUUUUAAAUGCCAGUUUGUUUUACCACUAGGACUGUAAUGAAAACUUGGUGUGCUUUUUUUUCAAGUUUUAUGUUGCGGCAUUGUUGUAUAAAGGAACAAAUAUAUCCAAAUUUUGGGUUCUUUUUAAAUUAGUUUUUUUUUUUGUGUUUCCUUUUUAGCGGAAAAAUCAUUUAUUCAGAUUUUGAAUAAGGCUAGAACAAUAAAUUGUGGAAAAAAGUAAA
Molecule: messenger RNA, 1398 nt
Organism: Hippocampus zosterae (dwarf seahorse)
Lineage: Eukaryota; Metazoa; Chordata; Actinopteri; Syngnathiformes; Syngnathidae
Gene: tspan4b
Product: tetraspanin 4b
Exons: 8
Coding region: 293-991 (232 amino acids)
Cellular component (GO): membrane
Source: RefSeq, a predicted model, not a curated record